GCUAACGACCCGAGCGAAGAUCGAAGUCUUAACAUGGUGAAGUCGACAGAUGAAGGUGUUCAGAUUAACGCGGUGUUUGACGGCCACGGCGGCGCUAGGGCAGUUGAGCACCUCCGCACAUCCCUGUGUCAAAGUAUACUAGCUGAAGUGACCUCAAAGAACUCCAGUGAUGAGGUUUCUGCAAUUGUGAAGAGCGCCUUUUCUCGCUGCGAUGACGAGCUGAAGCAGUCGCUCAUGGCUCUUCCCCCAAAUGUUCGCAUGUCGAAGGGCUAUUGCAACGCCGGCUCGUGCGCGGUUAUUGCACUGUUCAUCAACUCGGUUCUCUACAUCGCGAAUGUGGGGGACUGCGCUGCUGUUCUGGGCAAAAUCAGCAAGGAGACUCAAGGACUUCAGGCUGUUGAAGUCUCAGUUGACCACUCCUGCAACAACCCGCACGAAGCCAAGCUCGUCGUCGAGCGUUCUCACGAUCGGAACGCCAUCAGAAUGAGCAAAGACGAUCAAGCCACUGGGGCUGGCAUCGUGGGCGUUAAGCGCGUUGCUGGUAGCUUGGCGAUGACCCGCGCGUUUGGAGACUUCUACCUCAAGUGUCCUGAGCUCAGCUCAGCUCCUUUCAAGAGCAAAGUGCCUUACAUCACCUCAGAACCCAGUAUCACGACUGUGUACAUGGAUGGCAGCGAGAAAUACGUCAUCUUAGCGAGCGACGGAUUGUGGGACGUCAUGACCCCACAAGAAGCUGUGCAUAUCGUCGACAAGUUCGAUUCCGAUCAGGCGCUGUUCUUUUCAACAGCGAGCGCAGCUCUCAUCCACGCCGCCUUAGAGAAGAUCGCGCAUCGAGACGGGCUCAUGAUGCACGAGCUGAUGGCUAUGCCACAAGGUCCGGUGCGGAGACGUUUCCACGACGACAUUACCUGCACGGUGGUGUACAUCAACCAUCAGAACGGAUCUCAGCCCGCUGUGGCGAGUGACAGUAAGACUGAGAGCACACCUGAGGCGUGA
Molecule: messenger RNA, 996 nt
Organism: Phytophthora sojae
Lineage: Eukaryota; Oomycota; Peronosporomycetes; Peronosporales; Peronosporaceae
Exons: 4
Biological process (GO): protein dephosphorylation
Molecular function (GO): protein serine/threonine phosphatase activity
Source: RefSeq, a predicted model, not a curated record